Messenger RNA from Hemicordylus capensis (graceful crag lizard), 6599 nucleotides. It is a transcript of the gene LHPP, whose product is annotated as phospholysine phosphohistidine inorganic pyrophosphate phosphatase. Gene Ontology annotation, biological process: dephosphorylation. The record is from RefSeq and is a predicted model, not a curated record. Gene Ontology annotation, cellular component: cytosol. Gene Ontology annotation, molecular function: inorganic diphosphate phosphatase activity; phosphatase activity. The transcript is spliced from 8 exons. The coding region runs from base 14 to 958 and encodes 314 amino acids. Lineage: Eukaryota; Metazoa; Chordata; Lepidosauria; Squamata; Cordylidae.
CCGGCCGUGAAGAAUGUGCACCCAUAAGCGCGCGCUUGCUGAGUGUGCAGGCAAGGCAAUUUCUGUUAUGGCUGAUUGGGCCAAGCACCUUGCGGGCAUAAAAGGGGUGGUGUUAGAUAUCAGCGGGGUGCUUUAUGAUAGUGGAGGCGAAGGUGGUGGAGUCCCCAUUCCUGGAUCUAUAGACGCUGUCAAAAAGGCCUCCCCAGUCCUGAGAAGAGUGCAGCACUAUAUGGAAGUCAGUGCAGUAGGAAAUGGCUCUUGCAUUGAAAGGAUCAAGGCAUCUGGGCUGAAGUUGCGGUUUUGCACCAAUGAAACUCAAGCUACGCGAGACAAAUUUGUGGGAAAGUUGCAGCGUUUGGGCUUUGACAUUGUAGUGGAUGAAGUCACUGCUCCAGCACCAGCAGCAUGCCGCAUUUUGAAGGAACGUAACCUGAGGCCACACCUUCUUGUACAUGAUGAUGUUGUCCCUGAAUUUGCCAGUAUCGAUAAAGCAAACCCGAACUGUGUGGUGGUGGGCGAUGCAGCAGACAACUUCUCUUACAAAAACCUUAAUGAUGCCUUCCGAGUUCUCAUUGGUCUAGAGAAUCCAGUUCUAAUAUCCCUGGGAAGAGGACGCUAUUAUAAAGAAACUGAUGGUCUAAAACUUGAUGUUGGCGUUUACAUGAAAGCAUUGGAGUAUGCCUGUGAUAUUGAAGCUGAAGUGGUGGGAAAGCCAGCCAAAAUGUUUUUCCAAUCAGCUUUGGCAGAAAUGGGUGUUCAACCACACCAGGCCAUCAUGAUUGGGGAUGAUAUUGUGAAUGAUGUAGGAGGUGCCCAGCAAAGCGGCAUGAGAGCUCUACAAGUACGGACGGGAAAAUACAGACCUUGUGAUGAACAACACCCAGAUGUGAAGGCAGAUGGUUAUGUGAACAACCUUGCAGAAGCUGUGGAUGUUCUUCUAAGGCAACUGGACAAGUAACUGGGCUGCAGAAGAUGACUGAAGGCAAAAAGAUAACUGAUCUAACAUGAGGCCUUGGUAUAAUUGAGCACACUGCUGUUCAGUUCAUUUGUAUGUCUUCCCCUGGUUUUUAUGCAAUCUGUGGUAACUGGCAGCACCACAAGUGUUUGCCUCAGAAGUCUAGCUUUUUCUAACUUGUUGCUAGUAACUAAAGUGAGGCAUGGACCACACAAAAACAAGCGGCUCAAAAAAAAGAAGACACCCCAGAAUCUUUUGAAUCUUAACUGUCUGUUUUGGGUACAUCUAACCAUGCCAUGUCAUUGAGUAAACAUCUGUGCCACGUACCGGGGUGAGACCUGUAGUGUUUCCUGUGCUGGAUUUGUUGUGUGUUUGCUGGAAGAAAGCCCAUAGAGUGAGGUCGCUCUGUCUCUAGGUCAUUCUGCUUGAAAAAUUAGUAUAGAAUUGUCCCAGUUUAAAAAUAAAUAUAGAUUCGUGCCAGGAGCAUUUCCAGACAGGGUUUUUAGCUUAGAAUGGAGGGUGUGCAUUCACAUAUCAGCCAGAUUCACACUGAAGUCUGUGCAAGACAUUGGGGAGCACUUCAUACAUGAUUCGGGUUUUUCAUUGUGCAUUAGAGCCUAGCCCGAUUUAUGUCUGGGAUUUUUAAAAAAUCAACUUUUUGCAUCAGGUUUUUGUUUUGUUUUUUGUUUGUUUGUUUUGACAAAUUCAAACUUACAGUAAAGCCUCACAAUAAACCCGUGGUAAAGCCUUCUGUCUGGGAAAACUCCAGAUAGUGCGUUUUGGGGAGUUGCUUCUUAUGCUUUUUUAUGUACAGGCUCCCUUGCAGAUGAGAAAAACCUUUGCACUUGCAAAAGCAGAAAGGCUGUUUUGGAAGCACCACAAAAGGACAAAAAGGUCUCCAAAUUUGCAGUAGAAGCUGGUAUUGCACCAGCAGCAUGUACCUACUUCUGAUAGGAUUUUCCAUUGGCCAGGCCGACAAAAAUUGCUCCCUGUCACAAUUCUCUACCACAGAGUAGGCUUGUUUGUUUCAUUUUGCAUGAUAUUCAUGUACUUGUUAACUUCAUAUACAGGAAGCAUUUUCUGAUAACUGGGAUUUUUGAGUUGUGCUCAGCGUCAGGGAUGGCACUUUCAUGAGGCAAGGUGUCUCAGGUUGCAGAUUAUUGGGGUGCUGGUGAGAUGGCAAGAUGCUCUCCUGAUCCCUGCUUUAUCGGCAGGGGGUGGGGAGGAGAAGGGUGCAUGCAAGGCACUUGGCCCCCUGACUCAGGGGCACAGGGAUCUUGAACCGCCACUGCUCCGCUUCAUAAACAUAUACCAGACAGCUAACAUGUUACACAGUGGGCCGGCUCAGAUGUAACUUAUCAUCCCCAGGUCUCAGGGAUGCAUCCUCGCCCCGUCCCAUAUGUAUGAGAGUGGAAAGAAUUCUCAUUCAACUUCUGGUUAUGUCUGAAUGCAGUGAUCUUGGCUUCGUCCAACUAGAGUUGUGAAAUAAACCUGAGAUUCAGAUCCUGAUUUAUUUCAGAACUCCACUUAGAAUGAGCAAACUCCAUGCAGAUAGGUAGAAUUCUUCCAACUCCAGCUCAGGCAGGGAGACAGAAGCAUAUGUUCCCAAGGCUUGGGGAUAUCAUAGAAAGCCAGACUGUAAUUCUGGUUAUGCCAGAACCUGUCUAUUGUCCGAUUUUCUGUUACCCAAUAUCAACUUAUUUUGUACACCUUUUUCUAUAGUGUAGUGAAAUCUGAUUCUAAUUAAGGGCAACAAAAGGACACCUGACUUCAGUUGCUGUUACAGAGCAUGCUCCAUUGCACUUGCAUUGCAUUAAAUAUACAACCUGUCCAGCAUAUGUAAAAGGUUGCAGCACCAGCUCUGCACAAUUGAUUGCCUAGUCCUCCACUGGACCCUUCUUGUGUCUCAACAAGACUCCCCUAUCUCCCAGUCCCAAGCAGUCCUGAACUUUAAAGAAAACAUUUCUUUUUAAAAAUAAAGCAAUAAAAUGACCAUGUGCACGGGAAGCUUUUAAAGAUAACAAAAAAGCGUGACAGCUGAGCCAGCAUCUGAUUCAGUGGUAUGCACAGCUGCCAUUACAGUUGCCAAGCUGGCCCCAUGACAGGCUCUCUUUUUCCAUUUUGUCUGCCUUUUCAAGUCUUAAAAGUAGCACUUGUUCACAGACAAGUGAGUGGGUAGUUCUGGAGCUGGUCUAGGUAGUAGUCUGGAGUUAUUUUCAAAUGUGUUUGACACACAACCGCUGUCACCUCCAGAGGGAACCAGAGUUAGGUCACUGCCCAGCACUUUUGAAGAAGGCCGGCCUAUAUUUUGCACACAUGCUAGUCCUUCACUGGACCCUUCUUGUGCAUCGGCAAGAUUCCCCAUCUCCCCUAUGUCAUGCAUUCUGAUCACUUUCAUCCUGCAGAAGACACAUAUUUGUACUCAGUUGCAUUGCCUUGGGGGAAAUACAGGCUUCCAUGACUGAACUGUUGCUGUGUAAUCACUUUGUUUUACUCUCCUAAGAAUAACCUUGCAUGUUGAGAACUAUCUUACGAUGGCUGGCUGCCGAGCUGGUGUUGGGUUUCUUGAUUUCAGAACCAAAUGUCUGUGCCCUCUGUCGCUGCUGCUCAAAAGUCCUCUUGGAUUAGGAAAGGGAGCAUAACAUCAACCAUCUCAUUGGAUUACAGUAUUUCCCCCUACCGGAGUAGCACUUACACACCCAUACAAAGUACAUACCAAUUUUUCUGGAAAGGAUGCUACAUCUUUAUCUAGUGCAAUUCCCAGGGCAUUCCAUGAGGACAGGGGAUUAUGGUGGGCAGGAACCAGGCACUGAGGAGACCUUGUGCUUGAACCACUACAGUUGCCACUGUCACCUAUGGCUGUGUGAUUAAAAGAAUGUUUUAUUUUCCUUUUUUAGAAGGAAAGGGCACUUACUUGCUACUAGCAACCAGCAGUAAGCAUCUGCCUAUGAACUUUUAUGACAAUUCUGCCCUAUCCCAUGGAAUUGCCGCAGUUCAUCCUGCCACCCAAAUCCUUCCCAAGCACCCAAAUCCUUCCCAAGCAAAUGAGUGUUCCGUUUAACAGUAAUAGAAACCACUACUUGAUAUUGAGCUGACACUGUUUUGCUUUCAAACAGAUAGACACUUGAUCACCUGACCUGAGUCCACUAUUAUAAUUAUAGAUAGCACCUAAGACUGAAAAUGUUCUUGGCGGUAAGCCCCGUUCAACAUAGUGGGAUUUAUGUUUGAGUAAACACCUGUAGGAUUGUGCUGUAUAUUUUUAUUGGGUCUGAUCCUCCAAGAAAUUAGCUCUUCCUCUGCCUCUGAAGGCAGCAAGAACUGAAGAGAAAGGCCAGACCCAGACCCCACAGAGCAUAUCUUCUGGUCUGUAACAUGUUUCUUAUCUUUCUUUUCUGUUAAAUUAAGCUGAAUGAGGAUCCAGAGCAAAUCUUGUGCCUAAUGUAGUUUCCUCAACUACCACCAUUAAUCUCUGAAGGAGGCAGAUGCCCAUGGGUUUCAUAUUCUGUCCCCAUGCCCUUUCAAAUCCAGUCUUGCGUAACUUCUUAUUUUUGGACUACAAUGACCAUCAUCCCCAGCCACAAUGGCUGGAGGCUGGGAAUGAUGAGAGUUGUACUCCAAAACUAAGAACUUAUUUUAUUUUAUUUACUUACUUUUUUCUAUACCACCCUUCCAAAAAUGGCCCAGGGUGGUUUACAUUAAAAUAAAAACAAUUAAAAUCAAUUAACAGUUAAAAUAAAAACAGUAUAAAACCAAUUAACAGUUAAAACAUUUAAAACAGUUUUAACACCCUGGAAAACCAGGCUGAACCUUUAUGGGUUAAAAACAAUUUUAAAACCCUGGAAGGCCAGGCCAAACAGAUAGGUCUUAAGGGCUUCCAUUCAUUAAGGCCAAUAAUGAAUUCAGAAUACGGAUUUCUACCGGGAGUGCAUUCCACAGCCCAGGAGCAGCUACAGAGAAGGCCCGUCUCUGAGUUGCCACCAGAUGUACCAUUGGUAACUGGAGAUGGACCUCCUCAGAUGACCUUAACAGUGAGGGAUCAUGCAGAAGAAGGUGCUCUCUAAGGUAACCCAGACCUAAGCCAUUCAAGGCUUUGCCCAGAAACAUAAAGGCAGCCAGUGCAACUGAUUUAAAACAGGUAUAAUAUGGUCUCUCUGAGAUGCCCCAGAGACCAGUCUGGCUACUGCAUUUUGAACUAACUGAAGUUUCUGAACUAUGUACAAAGGCAGCCCCAUGUAGAGCACAUUGCAAUAGUCAACCCUGGAGGUAACCAGCUGAUGCACCACUGAGUCAUCCUCUUCAAGGAUUGGACGCUGCUGUUGAAUCAGCCGACGCUGAUAGAAAACACUCCUGGCCAUGGCCUCCACCUGAGAUACCAGGGUGAGGCCUGGGUCCAGGAGUACUCCCAAGCUGCAUACCUGCUCCUUCCUGGGGAGUGUAACCCCAUCCAGCACAGGAAGCUCUAAUUCAUCCCUCAGUUCUGAGCCCCAACAAUAAGCAUCUCCAUCUUGCUUGGAUUCAGUUUCAAUUUGUUAUCCCUCAACCAACCCAUUACUGAAUUUACCCAAGAUUGCAAAACACUGUGCAAAUACAGUGGUGUAGCCACCAUGAAAUGGGGGUUGCAAAUGCCCAGGACCAUGGUUCUAUGGGGACUGCCAGCUGUACCCUCCAAGCCCUACCCCCACCCCAGUGCUAGGUGCUUGGGCCUAAAGUCAGCCACUCCCCAAGUCAUUGAGCUGCCCUAAUCCCACUGAGAUCAGGCGGCCUCUUGAAAGCAGGCCUGUUCUUGCUUGCAUGGGGCAGCAUGGCUGUGCUGGCUUGAUGAUGCCAUCAGGCUUCGUCGCUGUGGGAUUGGAGCCAAGUGCCAGCAGGUAGGCUCUGCUGAGCAAUGACAGAUGGGCAGCAACAGGAUGGUGGCAGGCUGCAAAGGCAGUCAGCAGCGUGCGGGGUGGCUCAUCCCCACCUUUUGCCCCAGGGCUGCCUCCAAGCUGGCUACACCCCUGAUGCCAAGGAAGGUGACUCUGGCAGUUUUGUUCAGCCACUUGGAUGGUCUCUAGAAUAGGCUCCCGGACAGGUUCCUAGCAAUUUUUUUAGGGUGUGGGGGGGAAGCAUUCAGUUACAUGAGCCCCCACCUUGCUGUCUGAAGUAGUCCAGCCUAGGUACUGUUUACCAUCCCAAAGAGAACAAGACCUGGACUGACAGCCUUAGUAAUUUGUAAUGACACCCCAAAUCUCUUAUUGGGCCAUCCUUCAAGCCCAUUCAAUUUAGAGCCGCUCUUUCUCUCUUCAGGGGAAGAGACUCUUUUCACAUGGAGGUGAUAGACAUUUGCAAAACAUCCCGUGGUUUACUGUGAUGCCCCUUUCUUUGCUGUGGCAUUCAAGCCCUGCACAUCGUUCGGACAUAUUUGUGCACUGAUGCGCCAAGCUUUCUUCAGCUGUGAAUUUAGACUUCCCCUCCAACUAAUCCCAAAUUGUGUUGCUUUAUUGACCUUAAUAUUUUAUUUUUUUUAAAUGUCAGGAGCAGUUUUGUAGUACUUAAGAGACAAACUACUGAGACAAAUUAAGUUAUGGCACUGACCUGCGCUAAUGUAUGGGGCUGUAUUUUUAGUGGACUGUCUUAAUGAAUAAACAUGGGUGAUUUACAAGUA